UGGUUUGGCUGAAGGAUUCAUCACUGCACUUCCUCACUUUCUUAGCAAUAUCUGGUGUUAUACAAGGCCAACUGUUUCUCCUCCUGCUAUCCAGCUGUUUAUUAAAUUUGUAUCUUCCAUCACCGACACCGCCUUUACCUCAUCAUAAAUGCAGCAAAUGAGCCCAUUGUUAUUCUUCACAACUCAAGCUUACCACCUGAUCACAUCGAUGGCUUCUUUUUCUUCCACAGUGCUGCUGUUUCUGAUCUCUCUUAUGGCGGCCUCUUUCAUAGCUGUUUCUGCAGGUACCCUUUAUGAAGAUAUUGACAUCAAAUGGGGAGAUGACCGCGCCAAGAUACUCAACAAUGGACAGCUUCUUACUCUUUCCCUUGAUAGAACCUGUGGCGCAGGGUUCCAGUCCAAGAAUGAGUACCUAUUCGGAAAGAUAGAGAUGCAGCUCAAGCUUGUUCCUGGCAAUUCUGCUGGCACGGUCACCGCCUUCUACUUAUCUUCACCAGGGCCAACCCGUGAUGAGAUAGACUUUGAGUUCCUGGGGAACCUCAGCGGGGAUCCUUACACAGUCCACACUAAUGUAUAUACUCAAGGGAAGGGUGAAAGAGAGCAGCAGUUUCACCUCUGGUUCGACCCAACUGCUGAUUUCCACACCUAUUCCUUUACCUGGAAUCCCAAACACAUAAUCUUUUCCGUUGAUGACACCCCUAUCAGAGAGUUCAAGAACCUUGAGUCAAUUGGAGUCCAGUACCCGAAAAACCAGGCGAUGAGCUUAUACUCUAGUCUCUGGGAUGCUGAAGACUGGGCGACUAGAGGCGGGCUUGUCAAGACAGACUGGUCGCAAGCUCCCUUCACUGCUUCCUAUAGGAACUUCAACGCCAAUGGCUGCAUUUGGUCUGCUGGGAAAUCCUCUUGCAGCUCAGUUUCUUCCUCUUUGAUCUUGGCUGAUAACUCAUGGCUGGCCCCAGAGCUUGAUGCCAGGAGCCAAGAAAAGCUCAUGUGGGUGCAGAGGAACUACAUGAUUUACAACUAUUGCACCGACACAAAGCGAUUCCCAGGAGGUUUCCCUGCAGAAUGCCAUGCCACCAGCAAUUCCUAGAGCAAACACUGUGAUCAUAUAUUCAGCUGUUUAAUUAGUAUUAGACUAUCAGUUUUGUUUUCACCAAUAAAAACAAAGUGAACCUUCUCUGGUAUAUAUAUAAA
Messenger RNA from Vitis riparia (riverbank grape), 1194 nucleotides. Its product is annotated as probable xyloglucan endotransglucosylase/hydrolase protein 23. Lineage: Eukaryota; Viridiplantae; Streptophyta; Magnoliopsida; Vitales; Vitaceae. Bases 149 to 1090 code for a protein of 313 amino acids. The transcript has 3 exons. Gene Ontology annotation, cellular component: cell wall; apoplast. Gene Ontology annotation, biological process: xyloglucan metabolic process; cell wall biogenesis. Gene Ontology annotation, molecular function: xyloglucan:xyloglucosyl transferase activity; hydrolase activity, hydrolyzing O-glycosyl compounds. The record is from RefSeq and is a predicted model, not a curated record.